GCGGAGCCCCGCCUCCUUCCGCCUUCCGGCCCACCCCGGACUCUGCCCUACGCGCGUGUCACCGGCCCGCCAUGGCUCCGCUCCGUUUCUCGGCCAACGUGUCGUGGCUGUUCCCCGAGCUCCCCGGGCUCCCCGCGCGGCUCCGGGCGGCGGGCAGCUCGGGCUUCGAGGCCGCCGAGGUGGCCUGGCCGUACACGGAGCCGCCCGAGGCCCUGGCGCGCACGGCGCGGGAAGCGGGGCUGCGGCUGGUGCUGAUCAACACGCCCCCUGGAGCACUGGAGGCAAGGAUGCAGUGGCCAGAGACGAGAAGGCUUGGGGUGUUCAGCAGAGUUCCUGAGGCUGGAGAUGUGACCCGUUGGAGUUGGGUGUGGCCAAGAGAGAUCAGGAUUCACCUGAUGGCUGGCCGAGUACCCCAGGGGGCGGACCGAGCAGCCGUCAGGAGUGAAAUGGAGGCAGUUUUUCUGGAGAACCUGAGGCACGCGGCUGGGGUUUUGGCUCAGGAGAGCCUCGUGGGACUGCUGGAGCCCAUCAAUACCCGCAUCACUGACCCCCAGUACUUCCUGGACACCCCCCAGCAGGCGGCGGCCAUCUUACAGAAGGUUGGAAGACCCAACCUCCAGUUACAAAUGGACCUGUUCCACUGGCAGAUCAUGGAUGGGAACCUGACAGGAAACAUACGGGAGUUCCUGCCCCUCGUUGGGCACGUGCAGGUGGCACAGGUCCCGGGCCGGGGGGAGCCCGACAGCCCCGGAGAGCUGAACUUCCCCUAUCUAUUCCAACUGCUGGAGGAUGAAGGCUACAAGGGCUUUGUGGGGUGCGAGUACUGGCCUCAAGGAGACACAGUGGAGGGCUUGAACUGGCUUCGCUCUUACUGGGAUAGGCGGGGCCGCCCACAGGCUGGCCGGUGAGGUCCUGCCCUGCGCCUGCCUGCCGCUGGGGACAGGGCGCCCCGCAGCCCGCAUCUCCUCAAUUAAAGACCACCCGCUGAACA
Messenger RNA from Ailuropoda melanoleuca (giant panda), 991 nucleotides. It is a transcript of the gene HYI, whose product is annotated as hydroxypyruvate isomerase (putative). The record is from RefSeq and is a predicted model, not a curated record. Bases 72 to 908 code for a protein of 278 amino acids. NCBI's taxonomy places the organism in Eukaryota, Metazoa, Chordata, Mammalia, Carnivora, Ursidae. Gene Ontology annotation, molecular function: hydroxypyruvate isomerase activity. Gene Ontology annotation, biological process: glyoxylate metabolic process. The transcript has 8 exons.